This is a messenger RNA of Malassezia globosa CBS 7966, 873 nucleotides long. RefSeq lists its product as uncharacterized. Gene Ontology annotation, cellular component: 90S preribosome; cytosolic small ribosomal subunit; ribosome. Lineage: Eukaryota; Fungi; Basidiomycota; Malasseziomycetes; Malasseziales; Malasseziaceae. Bases 1 to 873 code for a protein of 290 amino acids. The transcript has a single exon. Gene Ontology annotation, biological process: cytoplasmic translation; ribosomal small subunit assembly. Gene Ontology annotation, molecular function: structural constituent of ribosome. The record is from RefSeq and is a predicted model, not a curated record.
AUGGCCUCGAAGCAACCCGCUAUCUUGAACCCAACGCCGGAGGACAUCAGCCUGCUCCUCGCUGCUCAAACACACAUCGGCACGAAGAACUGUGAGAAGGCCAUGCUUCCUUACGUGCACAAGCGCCGUGCGGACGGUAUCCACUUGAUCAACAUCGGCAAGACGUGGGAGAAGCUCGUGUUCGCUGCACGUGUGCUCGCUGCCGUCGAGAACCCUGCCGACAUCUGUGUGAUUUCAAGCCGCACCUACGGCCACCGUGCUGUGCACAAGUUCGCUGCGAACACGGGCGCAACGGCGAUUGCUGGCCGCUUCACGCCUGGUUCGUUCACAAACUAUAUCACGCGCUCGUUCAAGGAGCCGCGUGUGAUUGUCGUGACGGACCCACGUGUGGACCACCAGGCCAUCCGUGAGUCGGCCUACGUCAACAUUCCUGUGAUUGCUCUGUGUGACACGGAUGCUCCUCUGCGUCAUGUCGACAUUGCCAUCCCUGGUAACAACAAGGGUCGCCACUCGAUUGGUCUGCUGUGGUGGCUGCUCUGCCGUGAGUUCCUCCGUCUCCGUGGCAUUGUGCCCCGCACGCCGAACGGCUGGAACGUCAUGGUCGACAUGUUCUUCUACCGCGACCCUGAGGAGAUCGAGCGCGAGCAGGCUGAGGCUGCUCUGGCCAAGCAGGCUGCGGCUGCCAACGCUAUGCAGGAGUCGACCAUUGAGCAGGUCGACUUUGCCAUUGAGGGUGCUGGCGCGGGUGGUGUGAACCCAUCGGUCGCUGCCAACCUGCCUGCUGGCGGCGAGCAGGUCGACUGGAGUGCCGACGCUGCGCAGGACUGGGCUGCUGACACUGGCGCUGCGCCAGCUGCGUCGAGCUGGGACUAA